AUGGGAGGAAUACGUUCGCUUUGCCGGUCCAACUUGGGCAGCCACCAGGGAAUCGUCGGCGGGGAUGAAAGGGAAAGAAACGGGAGAAUCCUCUAUACUUUCCUGACGAAUCUCCGGCUGCUGCAAUCACGGUGGACACAGCGUGCUCCUCCACCAAUCUACCACUGGAGCUUGGUUGAAUUUUCUAAGGCUGAAGUCUCGGAACGUGAGAUAUCUGCGGUGACGAUGAAGAUUGCAUGUGAGGCCAAACUUGGUCAGCCUCCAGUCAAACUACGCAGGGAGAUCAGAGCUAGGGGAAGAAAGUCGGAAAAAAAUGACGGGACAAAAAAAUAG
Molecule: messenger RNA, 333 nt
Organism: Linum trigynum
Lineage: Eukaryota; Viridiplantae; Streptophyta; Magnoliopsida; Malpighiales; Linaceae
Source: the annotation of a GenBank genome assembly